AUGACAAGCAAGCACAAAAUAGCAGGACAAGCUUUUCUCAGCCAACCUGCCCAUUGCCUUCGAUACGAAAUGGUAUUGAACCAGCUGGGUGUUGAGGUUGACGAAGGCUUGACACAAGAAGAUGCUGCUCAACGCCUUCAGCUCUAUGGGCCAAAUAAGCUUGAUGAAGGCGAAGGCGCCUCGAUUAUCAAGAUCCUUGUUCGACAGGUAGCAAAUGCAAUGAUGCUAGUGCUAAUUUUGGCAAUGGCGGUCAGUUUUGGUAUUCAAUCAUGGAUUGAGGGCGGGGUGAUUGCGGCUGUCAAAGUCUUGAAUAUCGUGGUGGGCUUUUUUCAGGAGUAUGCGGCGGAGAAACCGAUGGAAUCAUUGCAUUCACUUAGCUCACCCACUGGCACGAUCACCAGAGGCGACGUAACGCUUUCGGUGCCUUCAUCAAACAUAGUUAUGGGCGAUAUUGUUGAACUCAAGACCGGCGAUACUAUUUCUGCAGACCUUACCUUCGCGAUCAAUUUCGAAACAGACGAAGCUCUCCUUACAGGCGAAUCGUUACCCGUACAGAAAGAUUGCGACUUGAUAUUUUCCGAAAAUACCGGCCCGGGCGACAGACUCAAUAUCGCCUAUAGCUCUAGUACCGUUACCCGUGGUCGCGCCCGCGGCGUUGUGCCGAGGGCAUGGAGUUUGACCGGUACUGACGCUAUUGACCGAUUCCUCGGCGUCAACCUGUCUAAACUGGCAAUUCUACUGUUGCUUAAAGGCAUAAUCUGUUUAGGGUUCCAGUUGUAG
Molecule: messenger RNA, 780 nt
Organism: Aspergillus homomorphus CBS 101889
Lineage: Eukaryota; Fungi; Ascomycota; Eurotiomycetes; Eurotiales; Aspergillaceae
Exons: 5
Coding region: 1-780 (259 amino acids)
Biological process (GO): intracellular calcium ion homeostasis; calcium ion transmembrane transport
Cellular component (GO): plasma membrane
Molecular function (GO): P-type calcium transporter activity
Source: RefSeq, a predicted model, not a curated record